Callithrix jacchus (white-tufted-ear marmoset) is the source of this 6416-nucleotide messenger RNA. It is a transcript of the gene ZFP92, whose product is annotated as ZFP92 zinc finger protein. The record is from RefSeq and is a predicted model, not a curated record. Gene Ontology annotation, biological process: regulation of transcription by RNA polymerase II. Gene Ontology annotation, cellular component: chromatin; transcription regulator complex; PcG protein complex. Gene Ontology annotation, molecular function: DNA-binding transcription factor activity, RNA polymerase II-specific; RNA polymerase II cis-regulatory region sequence-specific DNA binding. Lineage: Eukaryota; Metazoa; Chordata; Mammalia; Primates; Cebidae.
CACGCCGCCGCCGCCCCGGCCCCGCCCUCUCCCGUCCCGCUAGCUCGUCGGCGCACGGGACGGACAGGCUGCCCCUCAGGACGUGCCUCGCGAGCGGUACCCAGAGGCGAGGUCGAGACCCGGCCGGGAGUCCCCAGAUUCCCCCCACCCCGUCUCCUGGGGACACCGCCUCGGAGGGCUUCUCGGAGGUGGCGGCGGCCUCGGCCUCGGCCUCGGUGCUGCAGGGGGCGGGAAGGGAGGCCGACUCCCUCGGCUACCCGCUGAGCCCAGGUAGAAGGGCCGAGCUGAGCCGAGGCCACCGGUCCUGGGGCCGGCUGAAGAGCAUCCGUCGCUCAUCGCCCGGAGUUGAAAUUGGAGAUGAUUUUCGAGAACCAGCCCUCAAGGAUAGGCACUGCUCUGGGUAGCAGCUCGGUGUGGCCGGCACCUCCGCUGAGUCUUCCGAUGCUGCACUUGACUGUGACUCUCCGUUUCUGGGUGGACUCCCGCUGAUGGCGUGUUCGCUCCGGGGUCAGCACUCAACAGUGCUCUGCUCCCUUGCGGCUCAGCCCUGCCUCAGUACAUCUUGGGGUGGAAGGACUAGAGCUCCGCCACGCCCUGGGGAUGGCAGCCAUUCUCCUGACCACGAGACCCAAGGUGCCAGUAUCUUUUGAGGACGUGUCCCUGUACUUCACAAAGACAGAAUGGAAGCUUCUGGACCUCAGACAAAAGGUCCUCUACAAGCGGGUGAUGCUGGAAAACUAUAGCCAUUUGGUGUCACUGGGGUUUUCCUUCUCCAAGCCUCACCUGAUCUCCCAAUUGGAGCGAGGGGAAGGACCCUGGGUAGCAGACAUCCCCAGAACCCGGGCCACCAGAGGAUUGCUCAUAGGUGACAGGACACAGAGCAGGACAUCAACUUCAACGCAGAAGCAUUCUGGACCACAACUCCCUGGGGCCGAUCCACAAGGUGGCAAGGAGGGGCAAGCAGCAAGGUCGUCUGUGCUGCAGAGAGGUGCCCAAGGGUUGAGGCCGAGCUCAGCCACAGGGUCGCAGGGCCACAAAGGUGCGGAGAAGCGGUACCUGUGCCAGCAGUGCGGGAAGGCCUUUAGCCGCAGCUCCAACCUCAUCAAGCACCUCAUCAUCCACAGUGGCGAGAAGCCUUAUGCGUGCCCCGCGUGCGGCAAGCUGUUCCGCCGCAGCUUUGCGCUCCUGGAGCACCAGCGCAUCCACAGCGGCGAGAAGCCCUACGCCUGCCCUGAGUGCGGCAAGACCUUCACGCGCAGCUCCAACCUCAUCAAGCACCAAGUCAUCCACAGCGGCGAGUGGCCCUUCUCCUGCGGCGACUGCGGCAAGCUGUUCCGCCGCAGCUUCGCACUCCUGGAGCACGAGCGCGUGCACAGCGGCGAGCGGCCCUACGCCUGCCCCGAGUGCGGCAAGGCCUUCAGCCGCAGCUCCAACCUCAUCGAGCACCAGCGCACGCACCGCGGCGAGAAGCCCUACUCCUGCGGCCAGUGCGCCAAGGCCUUCAAGGGCGUCUCGCAGCUCAUCCACCACCAGCGCAGCCACAGCAGCGAGCGGCCCUUCGAGUGCCACGAGUGCGGCAAGGCCUUCCGCGGCCGUUCGGGCCUCAGCCAGCACCGGCGCGUGCACAGCGGGGAGAAGCCCUAUGAGUGCAGUGACUGCGGCAAGGCCUUCGGUCGGCGCGCCAACCUCUUCAAGCACCAGGCAGUGCACGGCGCCAGGCGCCCAGCAAAGGCAAAAGCAGAGACGGCGCGGCGGCGAGCGGGCCCCAGGAGCGCCAGUCCUGGGAGAGUAGUGGCGGCCAGCAGCCCCCCGCAGGUGAGCGUGGUUUCCAAGCCUUCCUGGCCCAGCCGCCACUGACUCCCCGCCAGCGCACCCACGGCGCAGCAGGCCGCCGUGGGGGGCCUUCCAGGGGACGUAGAGGCUCAGCCCCCUUCAGGUGGGAAGAACCCCCUCCCAAGGCCGCGACAGCAGCCUCAGCCCUGACCUCUUUGGCCAUCAGAAGACCCCAGGCAGAGCCUCACCCUGAGGCUGAGAAACGCAGGAGGCACUCAGAACAGAGGAAUGCACCCUUCCUCUGGGGCCACCUGCCCUGGCUCCUCCGCCGAGGACAGUGCAGACCACCGAUGGAGGCCCUCUACUCCCUCCAGGGUCCUGGUACUAUGGUGUGUGCACAGGCAUGUGUGGAGGGAUGCACAAGCCAUCCCUCGGAUUUGCAUCAGCAUCGCCUGCUGCGGGUAAAGACAAGGCCGCGUGAGGCCAGUGAAGCCAGCCAGCCGGGGCACGCUGGCUUUGGGUUAAGAGGAAUGGUCCAUUUCCUCCCUGGGGGUCGUUCCCCUCACUCCAAAAGUUGUUAGUGUUCCCAGGUAGAAGAUACUGAAAGCACUUUAAUCCUUUAAGAGCUUAUAUUGUGGGUGGGGGAGACUCUCAAGCUAGCACAGAAGCAAGAGGCUACCUGAACGUGGGCACAAGAUGGAGGUAUGUUCCGGAAAACUCAUACCUUGUCUGGGAGGAGGAGCAGUGCCUAGGCCCCAUUAUCCGUGAACACCGUGGUUCUAGGAAUGGCUGGCCCAGGACCCGCAGAAAGGAUAAGACCCUGGGACUGUCGGCAUCCCCUCUCUGGGAGAGAAGCUCUUCCCUUCUGGUCACUCACAUUCGGACAUUUUCAGCUAGCCACCCUGCUGGCUUCGGUUUCCCCCCUGCCCACCCACUGCCUUCUGCCCCCCAGACCCCACCAGCAAAGACCACCCUGGCCUCUCUGUCCCUUAUCCCCCUGCCCUGCCCCACCACCAGUGCCUAAAUCUUCACACUUACCUGCUCCUCCCCAUCAGACGACCUCUCUUUUGGCUGGUGAUGAAUAGGAGAAAAGCCAGAUGGGUUAGGAAUUUGCACUUAGGCAACAGAGCAAGCCCAGGAACGGAUCUUUCAUUGAAUGUCUUUUGGGUGACAUUUUGUAGAAUAUUGGACAUUCUGUUGCUUUUAAUAUUUUUUGUAUUCAGAGGUAAUGUACAUUGAAAAUAGAUUUUGCCAUAUCAGAGUGUAAGGGAAUCACUCCCUAAAUAGGAGUCCCCCCAACCCUCUGAGAAGACCUCAGGCAGGAGAAAGGGGGCCACUCCAGGCCUGCCCCCUGAUGAGUAUGGUGGCAAGCCUGGCCCCUCUUCUCCCUACAACAAUGCAGUCCACCCUUCCUCCCCUUAGCCCUGCAGAGACAGGGCAGACCCUUCAAGUGUCACUUUACUGAAAGCCAAGUGGAAUUCUCAAGGAAAAGACUCAGGGCUGGCAGACGUAGCUACUGGCAGACCUUGACUAGUCUUAGAUCCCCAGCCCUGUCCCCAAAUCUGGGCCCAGGAACUCUGCCCCUUGGUGCUCUCAGCCUAGUGUCCUGGUCAGCGGCCACCCCCUUCCAGCCCUGUCCCCUCCCAGAGAAGAGGGGAUUUAUCAUCUACAAAGACUGAGGGCAGUGAAGGGGGGUCUUCAGAGACAGCUGCCUCUCAUCAGGAGUGUGGGAACACCUGAAAAUACAGGAUUCCCUCAGAGAAUGCCCCUUGGAGUGCCAGUCAUUUCACACACACGCGCGCGCGCACACGUGAGCACACAAGCACAUGUUUUAUAUAUAUAUAUAUAAAUAUAUGAGUUAUUUGAUGAAAACUUCUAGAGUUCUCUUCAGCUGCUCUUGUUCCGUUGCCUCCUUCAGUGGGUCCCUAUCCCCGUCCUAUCAUUGUGUUCUUUUCUACGAGCCUGCCUCAUAAGCCUGCAAGUAUGUGUCACGCCUGUCCCCAUGCCCUCCAUGCCAAGCCCAGUGCUGUUAAUCAGUAAGCGUGAGUGAAAUGGGUCUUGUAGUCCUAGCACCUCAGACUCAGGCCUGGGACCAUCAUCGGCUCCAGCCUUGCCUUGAGGCAAUCCGAAGCAUCUACAACUUUGGGUUUUCUGAAAAAGAAGUAUUAGGAAUGGUGUAUUAGAAGUCCCUGGUGAUGCCAUUGGGAAGUCUGGGUUUUUCUGUCAUGCAGACAGUCUUUGCAAAGGUUGGCAUGGGUCCAGAAACGCAGUCCUCAUGUGGAGCAGGUGCCCAUGGUUGGUUCAACUGAACCAGAAAAGAAACAUAUCCAUGCAGUCUGUUACCCAUUUCCAUCACUCUAGGAAGUAAACGAUUCCAUUCCUAUAAGCCAGACAGCAGGUACUUUCACUCAAGAAGAGUCGACUCCUCAGUAUCAUGCCAUGCCGUCGGUUCUGAUGCGUGAGCGAACUCUAUUUUUAAAGAAGUUCCUUUUCCUCACCUUGAGACCUACGCCCAAGACUGAGCAGAUACAGGCAGGACAAGGUACGUGAGUUGUCGGCAGAAAGUGGAGUUGCCUGGAAAAGCUCCAGGGUCCCCAGUGCUUACUUAGAUAAAUGGCAUUUAAAAUAGUGUAGCCUUUCGUCACUGCUUGGUCUCGUUUAGCUCCUCUUAAUGGCGUUCUCACUGCAAGGUGGUCAUUGCUAUCAUUUUCUUUGGGUGUGCCAAUUAGGUAUGCCUCGUGAACUGAACAGGUAUCACAUGGAAUCAAAGUCAGAAUGCCCUAAAAGAACAUUUGUGUUUUUCCUUCAAUGGUGCCUUUAAAUUGGGCUCCCUCCCUCUUGCUAUAUGGGGAACUGGGAGGGUAGCCUACGCUUGCUUUGCGAUGGACACAGCUAAAAUGUAAAAGCUUAAACUAUGGGGAAGUCUUGCCUGUUUUCCAGGGCUUCCUCCACCCCGCCACCCAAGAAUUUUCCUGGAUAAAAAUCUGGGACCCCUUUGCCUUUGGGCUUCUGCCCUUUGAGACUGUGAACACUUCAAGAGCCACGGAAACGCUCUGGCAGUGUCUCCGCGUAACUAGUAGCUUGUCUCGGCUGGAUUCACGGUGAAAUGGAAUUGUUCCCAUUUGGUUUGAGCAUUGGCCUGGGGGCUCUUCUCAGGGUUUAAACUAUAUGGAUUAGGUUCAAGGUUACAGGAAAGGCUGUGAGCCUGGGAUUGUGAGAAAUGGCCAGAGAUGGUGCUUGGGUGUUCUUUGGGGGGUCCUUGUGAAGGUGAGACAGAAAGGCCUUGUGGGUGAGCUGCCUCGGGUCAGCCCAGGGGUGCAGACUCCUCUGGCUGGGAUCACAGGCAGCCUCCAGAGGCCUCUCAGACACCGUGACUCUGAGAUCAGAGGGACGGGAGGCCGCACCUGGUCCCGUGUGUUCCCCAGCAAAGUGUCGUAACAGUCUCCUGAGAACACAGAUGUGUUUUUUUCCCAGUUGUUUCUGUUCCCAGACUUCAGGCAACAUGGCAGCUCCCACGCUUCCCAGUGUAGCUGCAAGAGCAGCUCUGGAGACAGAGGGACUUCUUGCAAGGGAAAGGAAGUGCUUGGGUUAGGACAGGUAGGGGAAGAACGGAAAGGAUGAGGUGUGUUCAGGGAAGCCUAGAAGGGCAGAGAGAUUGUGGUAGGACAGGUAUGGGCUGAAGGGUCAGUUAGAACCAGAGUGUGGAGACUGUGGGAUGCCGUAUGCAAAAGUUUGGGCUCUAAUGGGUUCCUGAUGAGGAGCAACUUUCCAAAAACAUGAAAGAAUGAUUGUACGAUUGACAAAGGGAAUUGAAUGUAAAUUAUAACUCCCACCGGGCUUGAAUUUUAUAACUGUGAUGCCCAUGAGGUGUUGAGCAGGGGGCAUGAUGAGGAUGAGGCAGCAUGAGAGGGGACAGCUUUGACACAAGACUUCCAGCCAUGUGUCUCAGGGACUCGCACUUGCCAUGGGACUUGCAGCUGGUUCCAUCUAAUGUCAGCCCCAGUGCAUCUGUCACUGUCUUCAGAAAACGGGGAUCCUCCAGGAUCUUACACUGUUGGAAGUACCUUCAUUUCAAGGCCUUGAACUUUUGAAAGGAGCACAGUGCCCUCCUUUUGUGUUCAGGAAGACCAAACUAGGUCCUUCUCCACCACCGGGCAAUAUUGAUAUGGGAAAUGGAAGCCUGCUGCAGACAUGAAGGUCGGUGAUUGUUUCAUCUUCCUGUGACAGCUUUAUGAAGGUAUAAUAGGCAUCUUUAAAGUGUACAGUUGGAGGGCUCUGGCAUGUGAGUACACCCAUGAAACCUCCCCCACAAUCGACACAGUGAAUUUAUCCACCACUCCCAAUAGUGGCCUUGUGCCCCCAACAACCCCUCUUUCCUGCUCCUCACUGUCCCCCUUCCCCACCGCCCCUGCUUGGCUUGCUGUCACUAUAGACUAAUUUUCAUUUUCUAGAGUUCCAGAGAAACGGACUUAUAAUGUGCGUCUGGCCUCUUUCAUCAGGUGUUUUUGUGCAUAUCAAUACUUCCUUUUUUAUUGCUGGUAGGGUCCCACUUGAUGGGUGGACCACAAUACCUGCUGAAUGCCUGUUGAUGGACAUUUGGGUUGUUACCAGGUUUGGGCCAUGACAAAUAAAGCUACUGUGAA